GGCACGUGAUCCUAUUACAAUCAUGGAGCAACUUCAAAUUCUGAAGAAGUUCUCUACUGACCAGUUCGAGAAGCUCUUUCACGAAUCAUGCGACUUCAUUUGUGGUCGGCAAGGCCCGAGGUAUAAAGACUAUGGAAAAAUACUCAAAAUUGACAAAUGGCAGGCGUUUGAGACAGCAUUCAUUAAACUAGUGAAAGACGCGGCCUUGGACGACAAGAACAAAUCGAGGAUGUCAGAGAGCUUUCCUGACAACCAUCUGCAAGUAUUUCAGGAUAGUCUGGCAGCAAGAAGACAAGAAAUUAUUGACGCAAUGAAAAUAUCAGCGACGACUGUUGGACACGCACAGCUCAAAGACUUUGAUUGGAAUUUAAGAUUGAUCUUAUCAAGUGACAAGAUAGCUGUUGUGUCAGAGCCAGUAGUAACAGUUGACUUUAAGGUAGAAGACUGCGGUGGAGAAUCAAAGCAGGUGUCGUUAGAGAUGAACAGGGAUGAACUAAAGAAAAUUUUGUCUUCACUAGAAGCAGCGAACAAGGUUGUUCAACAGCUAAAGGCUUAAAUUUCUUAGCCUAUAAUAAGAAAUUACUAUCAUUCAUACUUCUUUGCAUUAUGUAGUGUAGUGUUCAAUGUUAAUAUGCUGUGAUAUAUAA
Molecule: messenger RNA, 647 nt
Organism: Corticium candelabrum
Lineage: Eukaryota; Metazoa; Porifera; Homoscleromorpha; Homosclerophorida; Plakinidae
Product: COMM domain-containing protein 8-like
Exons: 5
Coding region: 23-556 (177 amino acids)
Source: RefSeq, a predicted model, not a curated record